This is a messenger RNA of Ruditapes philippinarum (Manila clam), 2539 nucleotides long. RefSeq names its product protein AF-10-like. Gene Ontology annotation, molecular function: histone binding; nucleosome binding. The transcript has 18 exons. Lineage: Eukaryota; Metazoa; Mollusca; Bivalvia; Venerida; Veneridae. Gene Ontology annotation, cellular component: nucleus. Gene Ontology annotation, biological process: regulation of transcription by RNA polymerase II. The record is from RefSeq and is a predicted model, not a curated record. The coding region runs from base 110 to 2296 and encodes 728 amino acids.
GGCCGUUUGAUUGCACAUGCGCAAUGUAUAUGAAAAAUAUGGCGGAAUCAAAACAAUUUAACUUCUUUUGACAAAAUCUACGUGAUUGUGUCAAUACAUAGAUUAUUAAAUGCGCGCAAAAAUGAAAGAGAUGGUAGGAGGUUGCUGCGUUUGUUCAGAUGAGCGGGGUUGGGCCGAGAAUCCGCUCGUCUAUUGCGAUGGACAUGGGUGCAAUGUUGCCGUCCAUCAAGCCUGUUAUGGAAUCAUUCAGGUACCAACAGGACCUUGGUUUUGUAGAAAGUGUGAAUCACAAGAGAGAGCUGCUCGUGUUAGAUGUGAGCUGUGUCCCUUAAAGGAUGGUGCUUUAAAAAGGACAGAUAGUGGAGGAUGGUGUCAUGUUGUAUGUGCUUUAUUUAUUCCGGAGGCCUGGUUUGCUAAUGUACAGACUAUGGAACCUAUAAUGCUAAAAAAUGUUCCGCCAGACAGAUUUAAUAGGAUGUGUUAUAUAUGUGAAGAGCUAGGGAAAGAAGUUUCAAAGGCCUCUACAGGGGCUUGUAUGCAGUGCAAUAGAAAUGGAUGUAAACUUAAUUUUCAUGUUACAUGUGCCCAAGCAAAUGGGUUUUUGUGUGAAGAGUCUGGUAGUUAUGGUGACAAUGUGAAGUAUUGUGGUUAUUGCAGCCAUCAUUAUAAGAAACUGAAAAAAGAUUCCAACAUAAAGACCAUUCCAGCAUUUAAACCUAUCCCAGCUGAUAAUGCUACCCCAGACUCUACGCCAGAGAAAAUGAAUAGUGACAUAAAGAUCAAUAUAUCAGCAGAACACAAGAACAGGGAAUCAUUGGCUGCUCGACAGUUGUCGGGUUUGUCAGGACCCCCGUUUGAUCCAAAGGGCAGAGACUACAAUAUGUCUAUGAGGUCAUAUCAUCAUAAAGGUCAGCCACCACAAGUACAGACUGUCAACAAAACAAAUACUGAGACAAAAUCAAAAGAUAAAACAAGUGAUAAAUCAUCAACAUCAUCAUCGGCUACAGAGACCCCUACAUCAUCAUCCUCAUCAUUGACACCAGGAACAGUAACUGAGCCUAAACCAGUCACAGAGACUGGCAAGUUAUUCUCUCCCUUACCUGAAGGUCAAGUUACACUUCCAUUACCUGUCACCACUCAUGUAGCAUUCCCAACUUCCCUAGAUGGUAUGAUAUCCAGUAUGGUGAAUAGCACCACCCCAACACCUACCACUGAUACUGAAAGUAUGACUGUAGGUAGACCUAGAAAAUCCAGAGCAGGUUCUCUAGAUAAGGAUAAGAAAUCCCGCCGUGGCAAGGCUAGCUUGUCAGCUCGACAUCGAGCAAUGAAAUCUUCAUUAAGUGAGGAUAAUGAGGAGGUGUCGCCACCUACAAACAAACGUACACGGAAGAAAUCUGAGAGUACUCCUACCAUUUCUGUCUCCACAUCGUCCACAAUUGUCUCUGUUUCAUCUAUACCAUCCACAACAACUGCAACACCUCUCGGACCUCAGAAUCUUAAUGUAUUUGGCGGGGAACCACAUUUCCCGAAUCCUAUUUCCAGAACACCUUUCUCUCACACUGAGACUGGUACAUUGGUUUCUCAUUUACCUAAGAUGGAGACUAGUAUAACUGAGGGAACCAGUCAGGUCUCGCCCCUCCUCCCUACAGGUUUAGUAGGGACAGAGAAGAUAACAAAUGGUCCACUAGUAGGUCCACCUAAACCUUUUACCUCCUCAUCUUUACUUGCUACUGGCUCUAAAUCUAGUGAGACACCAGGUAGUAUGGAGGAGCUUUUAGAACGACAGUGGGAACAGGGCUCCAACUUCCUUAUGGAACAAGGGCAGCAUUUUGACAUUGCAUCAUUACUGAAUUGUCUACAUCAGUUAAAAACUGAGAAUACACGUUUAGAGGAGUAUGUACGGAACCUGAUGUCUCGCCGCGACCACUUGCUAGCAGUAAAUGCUCGGCUGUCUCUACCUUUCAACCAGAAUCCAAACCCUGCAGGAGUCCAGGGUGAUAGCAUGGAUGUUCCUGGGAGAGGGGAGGUUACUCCCAAUCAUUUAGAACCAAAGAUUGAUAAUAUUUCAGAUGACGAGGGAAGCCCGAUAAAUGUCGUGGAUACACCAGGAGACGGUACAUGUAGAAACAGCCCUGUGGUUGGUGUAGGUCAGGGUGGACAUGACGCAGCAUUACGUAAUCAACUCUUCUCAUCACAGACUGGUGUAAUGCCACAGAAUACAAAUGAACAGCUGACAAACUCUACCUCUACUAACGGCUCAUCUGUGAAAGAUCCGACAGCCAAGGAUAAAACUUGAACUCAUCUUGUGCCAUCAUAUGUUCUAUAUAUAAAUAUAUCGAAACUUUUUGUGUGUUCCUACAUGGAAGCAAUAUGGAGUCAACGAUAGGCAAUACUUGUACAACUGAAGACAAGUUAUGUGUCACAUGGUAUCAUUUUGAAUGAUUUACUGUGAAUUCAACUUGCUGAAUUUGUGUAAUUGAUUUACCCUGCUUAUAAUGAGAAACAGUCCAUUUGAAGCUAAAGGGAUUUCAGUAUCAAA